GCUCUGCUCCAGGCAUCUGCCACAAUGUGGGUGCUUACACCUGCUGCUUUUGCUGGGAAGCUCUUGAGUGUGUUCAGGCAACCUCUGAGCUCUCUGUGGAGGAGCCUGGUCCCGCUGUUCUGCUGGCUGAGGGCAACCUUCUGGCUGCUAGCUACCAAGAGGAGAAAGCAGCAGCUGGUCCUGAGAGGGCCAGAUGAGACCAAAGAGGAGGAAGAGGACCCUCCUCUGCCCACCACCCCAACCAGCGUCAACUAUCACUUCACUCGCCAGUGCAACUACAAAUGCGGCUUCUGUUUCCACACAGCCAAAACAUCCUUUGUGCUGCCCCUUGAGGAAGCAAAGAGAGGAUUGCUUUUGCUUAAGGAAGCUGGUAUGGAGAAGAUCAACUUUUCAGGUGGAGAGCCAUUUCUUCAAGACCGGGGAGAAUACCUGGGCAAGUUGGUGAGGUUCUGCAAAGUAGAGUUGCGGCUGCCCAGCGUGAGCAUCGUGAGCAAUGGAAGCCUGAUCCGGGAGAGGUGGUUCCAGAAUUAUGGUGAGUAUUUGGACAUUCUCGCUAUCUCCUGUGACAGCUUUGACGAGGAAGUCAAUGUCCUUAUUGGCCGUGGCCAAGGAAAGAAGAACCAUGUGGAAAACCUUCAAAAGCUGAGGAGGUGGUGUAGGGAUUAUAGAGUCGCUUUCAAGAUAAAUUCUGUCAUUAAUCGUUUCAACGUGGAAGAGGACAUGACGGAACAGAUCAAAGCACUAAACCCUGUCCGCUGGAAAGUGUUCCAGUGCCUCUUAAUUGAGGGUGAGAAUUGUGGAGAAGAUGCUCUAAGAGAAGCAGAAAGAUUUGUUAUUGGUGAUGAAGAAUUUGAAAGAUUCUUGGAGCGCCACAAAGAAGUGUCCUGCUUGGUGCCUGAAUCUAACCAGAAGAUGAAAGACUCCUACCUUAUUCUGGAUGAAUAUAUGCGCUUUCUGAACUGUAGAAAGGGACGGAAGGACCCUUCCAAGUCCAUCCUGGAUGUUGGUGUAGAAGAAGCUAUAAAAUUCAGUGGAUUUGAUGAAAAGAUGUUUCUGAAGCGAGGAGGAAAAUACAUAUGGAGUAAGGCUGAUCUGAAGCUGGAUUGGUAGAGCGGAAAGUGGAACGAGACUUCAACACACCAGUGGGAAAACUCCUAGAGUAACUGCCAUUGUCUGCAAUACUAUCCCGUUGGUAUUUCCCAGUGGCUGAAAACCUGAUUUUCUGCUGCACGUGGCAUCUGAUUACCUGUGGUCACUGAACACACGAAUAACUUGGAUAGCAAAUCCUGAGACAAUGGAAAACCAUUAACUUUACUUCAUUGGCUUAUAACCUUGUUGUUAUUGAAACAGCACUUCUGUUUUUGAGUUUGUUUUAGCUAAAAAGAAGGAAUACACACAGGAAUAAUGACCCCAAAAAUGCUUAGAUAAGGCCCCUAUACACAGGACCUGACAUUUAGCUCAAUGAUGCGUUUGUAAGAAAUAAGCUCUAGUGAUAUCUGUGGGGGCAAAAUUUAAUUUGGAUUUGAUUUUUUAAAACAAUGUUUACUGCGAUUUCUAUAUUUCCAUUUUGAAACUAUUUCUUGUUCCAGGUUUGUUCAUUUGACAGAGUCAGUAUUUUUUGCCAAAUAUCCAGAUAACCAGUUUUCACAUCUGAGACAUUACAAAGUAUCUGCCUCAAUUAUUUCUGCUGGUUAUAAUGCUUUUUUUUUUUUGCCUUUAUGCCAUUGCAGUCUUGUACUUUUUACUGUGAUGUACAGAAAUAGUCAACAGAUGUUUCCAAGAACAUAUGAUAUGAUAAUCCUACCAAUUUUCAAGAAGUCUCUAGAAAGAGAUAACACAUGGAAAGACGGUGUGGUGCAGCCCAGCCCACGGUGGCUGUUCCAUGAAUGCUGGCUACCUAUGUGUGUGGUACCUGUUGUGUCCCUUUCUCUUCAAAGAUCCUGAGCAAAACAAAGAUACGCUUUCCAUUUGAUGAUGGAGUUGACAUGGAGGCAGUGCUUGCAUUGCUUUGUUCGCCUAUCAUCUGGCCACAUGAGGCUGUCAAGCAAAAGAAUAGGAGUGUAGUUGAGUAGCUGGUUGGCCCUACAUCUCUGAGAAGUGACGGCACACUGGGUUGGCAUAAGAUAUCCUAAAAUCACGCUGGAACCUUGGGCAAGGAAGAAUGUGAGCAAGAGUAGAGAGAGUGCCUGGAUUUCAUGUCAGUGAAGCCAAGUCACCAUAUCAUAUUUUUGAAUGAACUCUGAGUCAGUUGAAAUAGGGUACCAUCUAGGUCAGUUUAAGAAGAGUCAGCUCAGAGAAAGCAAGCAUAAGGGAAAAUGUCACGUAAACUAGAUCAGGGAACAAAAUCCUCUCCUUGUGGAAAUAUCCCAUGCAGUUUGUUGAUACAACUUAGUAUCUUAUUGCCUAAAAAAAAAUUUCUUAUCAUUGUUUCAAAAAAGCAAAAUCAUGGAAAAUUUUUGUUGUCCAGGCAAAUAAAAGGUCAUUUUAAUUUAGCUGCAAUUUCAGUGUUCCUCACUAGGUGGCAUUUAAAUGUCGCCUGAUGUCAUUAAGCACCAUCCAAAAAGUCUGCUUCAUAAUCUAUUUUCAAGACUUGGUGAUUCUGAAAGUUUUGGUUUUUGUGACUUUGUUUCUCAGGAAAAAAAAUAUUCCUACUUAAAUUUUAAGUCUAUAAUUCAAUUUAAAUAUGUGUGUGUCUCAUCCAGGAUAGGAUAGGUUGUCUUCUAUUUUCCAUUUUACCUAUUUACUUUUUUUGUAAGAAAAGAGAAAAAUGAAUUCUAAAGAUGUUCCCCAUGGGUUUUGAUUGUGUCUAAGCUAUGAUGACCUUCAUAUAAUCAGCAUAAACAUAAAACAAAUUUUUUACUUAACAUGAGUGCACUUUACUAAUCCUCAUGGCACAGUGGCUCACGCCUGUAAUCCCAGCACUUGGGAGGACAAUGUGGGUGGAUCACGAGGUCAGGAGUUCGAGAACAGCCUGGCCAACAUGGUGAAACCCCGUCUCCACUAAAAAUACAAAAAUUAGCCAGGCAUGGUGGCGUACACUUGUAAUUCCAGCUACUCAAGAGGCUGAGGCAGGAGGAUUGCUUGAACCCUGAAGGCAGAGGUUACAGAGCCAAGAUAGCGCCACUGCACUCCAGCCUGGAUGACAGAGCAAGACUCCGUCUCAAAAAAAAAAAAAAAAAAAAGCAAGAGAGUUCAACUAAGAAAGGUCACAUAUGUGAAAGCCCAAGGACACUGUUUGAUAUACAGCAGGUAUUCAAUCAGUGUUAUUUGAAACCAAAUCUGAAUUUGAAGUUUGAAUCUUCUGAGUUGGAAUGAAUUUUUUUCUAGCUGAGGGAAACUGUAUUUUUCUUUCCCCAAAGAGGAAUGUAAUGUAAAGUGAAAUAAAACUAUAAGCUAUGUUAAAUACA
Homo sapiens (human) is the source of this 3407-nucleotide messenger RNA. It is a transcript of the gene RSAD2, whose product is annotated as radical S-adenosyl methionine domain containing 2. The record is from RefSeq and is marked reviewed. The coding region runs from base 25 to 1110 and encodes 361 amino acids. Gene Ontology annotation, cellular component: lipid droplet; endoplasmic reticulum membrane; endoplasmic reticulum. NCBI's taxonomy places the organism in Eukaryota, Metazoa, Chordata, Mammalia, Primates, Hominidae. The transcript has 6 exons. Gene Ontology annotation, molecular function: iron-sulfur cluster binding; catalytic activity. Gene Ontology annotation, biological process: defense response to virus; negative regulation of viral genome replication; positive regulation of toll-like receptor 7 signaling pathway.